AUACAUUUUUUCAUCUAUAGAUUCAGAGAAGAGUCAAGUAUCUGAAGAGGGAGCUUUGAUCAACGAAAUUCCAUCAAUGGCGGGGGUUUCUUUGAAGUGUGGGGACUGUGGGGCUCUGUUGAAAUCGGUGGAGGAAGCCCAAGAACAUGCCGAACUCACCUCCCAUUCCAACUUCUCCGAGUCCACUGAAGCUGUUCUCAAUCUUGUUUGCUCUUCUUGUGGCAAACCAUGCCGAUCCAAAAUCGAAAGUGAUUUGCAUACAAAAAGAACGGGGCAUACAGAGUUUAUUGAUAAGACUUUGGAGGCAGCAAAACCAAUCAGUUUGGAGGUUCCAAAGGUAGCUAAGGAGUCAGAGGAGGCUAUUGCUGCAGGUAGCACCAGUGAGCCUGAAGAGAUGGUUGUGCCAGAGGUUGACAAAAAACUGCUUGAAGAACUGGAAGCAAUGGGUUUCCCUACAGCACGAGCAACCCGUGCAAUCCAUUUUUCUGGUAAUACAAGUCUUGAGGCUGCCGUGAACUGGGUAGUUGAACAUGAGGCUGACCCAGACAUAGAUCAGAUGCCCAUGGUACCUGUCAACAGACAUGUUGAGGCAUCUAAACCUUCUCUUACACCGGAAGAGAUGAAACUCAAAGCACAAGAGCUACGGGAGAGGGCUCGGAAAAAGAAAGAAGAAGAGGAGAGGAGAAUGGAACGAGAAAGGGAAAAGGAGAGGAUUCGAGUGGGCAAGGAGUUGUUGGAAGCAAAACGUAUUGAAGAAGAAAAUGAAAGAAAACGUUUGGUGGCCCUGCGGAAAGCUGAAAAAGAGGAAGAGAAACGAGCACGGGAAAAGAUUCGUCAGAAAUUGGAGGAAGAUAAGGCAGAGAGAAGGCGGAAGCUUGGGCUGCCACCAGAGGAGCCUUCAGCAGCACCGAAACCUUCUGCACCCAUUGUGGAGGAGAAAAAGAGCGCAUUGCCAGUUAGGCCUGCCACAAAGGCUGAACAAAUGCGCGAAUGUUUGCGAUCCCUCAAGCAAAAUCACAAGGAUGAUGAUGCGAAAGUCAAGAGAGCAUUCCAGACUCUUCUUACAUACAUAGGAAAUGUGGCCAGGAAUCCUGAUGAGGAGAAAUUCAGAAAAAUUAGACUCAAUAAUCAAACUUUCCAGGAUAGAGUUGGAUCUGUAAAAGGAGGAGUGGAGUUCUUGGAGCUGUGUGGGUUUGAGAAAGUUGAAGGAGAGGAGUUCUUGUUUCUCUCAAGAAACAAGGUCGACAUGCAAGUUCUCAACUCAGCUGGAUCUGAGCUCAACUCUGCUAUCAAUAAUCCUUUUUUUGGGGUCCUUUAACUCUGAAAAUUUACUUUCAUAAAACUAUAUAAUUAAGGCAUAUGCAUUCAUAUAUCUAUUUUGGCUUGUUCCUCUUUGGUUUUUCAUUGGAGAAUGUGGAAUUUUAUCUGUGAAUUUAAUUAUGUACCAACUGGGUAUUUUCCGCUCACAA
This is a messenger RNA of Gossypium raimondii (Peruvian cotton), 1469 nucleotides long. RefSeq lists its product as uncharacterized. NCBI's taxonomy places the organism in Eukaryota, Viridiplantae, Streptophyta, Magnoliopsida, Malvales, Malvaceae. The transcript has 12 exons. Gene Ontology annotation, molecular function: protein binding. The coding region runs from base 77 to 1318 and encodes 413 amino acids. The record is from RefSeq and is a predicted model, not a curated record.